Naegleria gruberi is the source of this 1644-nucleotide messenger RNA. RefSeq lists its product as uncharacterized. The coding region runs from base 1 to 1644 and encodes 547 amino acids. Lineage: Eukaryota; Heterolobosea; Eutetramitea; Acrasida; Naegleriidae. The transcript has a single exon. The record is from RefSeq and is a predicted model, not a curated record.
AUGGAGGUAAUUGAAAAACAGUCAUAUCCCUCUCCUUCCACUACCAGCAGUUCUGGAAGGAAAUCAAUUCAUGUACCAAACUUUAUCGAUUCUUCCUCAUCAAUUGAAAAUAAUAAGAAUUCAAUACCAGCCUAUGCUUCUCCAAAAUCCAUUCGACAAUUGAGAGAUUCCUUUGCUUCUUCAUCUCCUAGUAAGAGCCCACUAGCAAUUCAAACAAAAACCAAUAGUUGUACCUCUGUAUUUCCUCAGAUAAAAGUUUCCAAUUCUAUGGAUGAAGAUCAUCACCCCUUAGAGGAAAGUAAGAGUUUGAGUUGGAAAGGACAACUCAACACUCCAACAACCAAAAACAAAUCCAAAGCCACUUCUCCUCUCAGUAUAUUCCCAGAGAGUUGUGUUGAUAUGCUAAAUGUUGCAACCUCACCAACGGGAGGGAGAAGAUUCUCUGAUAAUGCUCCAUUCUUCUUUCAAUCUGUUUCAGAUUCUAAUAACGAUGAUGAUAAUUAUAGACCUGGAUGUUUAUCCUCUCCAAAGAGAAGAGCCAUUGCAAAACAAUUUGAGGAUGUUUCUUCUCCAACGACCUCAUCAACAAAUUUUGCUGAAAUCAGAACUAGAAAACGUGGAAGCACUCUUCCAGUGGCCUAUCAACCAAAAAUUCACAAAUUGGUGCCCAAACAUUGUCAAAAGACAGUUUUUGAAAUUAUAUUUCACAGAGAUUUAUUCAUUGAGGUUUCCGAGUUUUUAGAGUGGAAGGACUUGUUGAGCUUGACUCAUUCGUGUGCUUUGCUAUUUGAUAUGGGAGCAACACAUUCAUUCGUAUGGAAACACAAGAUUUUAUCAACACACAAACUUUUGAAUACCAAAUUGGAUAAGAUUGAGGAGAGUAUUAGAGAAAAGGCAGCCCUAGCAAGUCAGUAUUGUCACUUUGAAACUUUUAGAGAUGUAUACGAUUCGCUUUCUGUGGCUGCAGAAAAUAAGAGUAUUAAAUGUUUCGAGCAAUUGUUUGAGAUUAUGCACAUUGAGGGCUCUCAAUACAGCAAGAAGAGUAGAAGAGAGUGCAAUGAAAAGUGGAAUCAAAUCAAUCAGUUACUCUCGAAAGGAGAGAAUGGACAACAUAGAGAAAUAUCGAUGGAAGAAUUGAAUCGUAGCCUCUUUCCUUUCCCUUCACCAACUUAUCCACUACCUGAUGAGAGCGAGCUCAAUCAAUUCCAAUCUCCAAUUACCACAAAUUCUAUGGCUCAUCUCAUUGAAAAAACCUCCUCCAUUUAUGAAAAUAUCAGAUAUCCAAUGGAUUGGAAGGGAAUUGUAGAAUAUUUCUAUAGUGCAGAGUCAUUCUAUGAUGCAUGUUUGGCAGAUUUUUCAAAAAUCAAAAAGACUUAUGAAUAUUUCCACCUAUCUUUCAAGCCCUAUCCAGAGCUCUUGAUCAUGAACUCUCACUAUUUGAAUUAUAAUGAGAAUGCUAAACCAUCAGUGUUUACUAGUCCAGUGAGAGCAUUUGUAGGGUGGUCCUUCUUUUAUGGUAAAUUCCUGGAAGUUAAUAUUGACCUCGUCUCUCAGAGACAAUACAUUCUCCAAGAACGAAACCAUUUAGAGGGUGUGGUAUUGCCUUUCAUUUUCAAAAAACUGGAACGAGAUAAUAGUAAUUGA